AUGUCUACUAGCCGUCACCAUGUCGUGUCCGUCGUGCUUGGUUCUGAUGCGACUCAAUACGAAAGCAGCAGUACUGCUAUGAAUCAAUUUGCUGGCAAAAGAAUUGCAGCAAGAGAGACUUUUCAACUUCUAGCAAGCUCGCAGAUCCAGCUGGGGGAGUACAGAGAUAUAAAGUGGGAUAAAAAGAAAGUGGAGGAAUCCAUCAGGCUACGAAAUGAAAUUCGAGCUCGAACGGGCCCGCAAAUAACUCGAGGCAUGUCAUACGACGAUGACAUCGAGUAUGUUUCGGAAGCAAAAAGUUCCUUUAAAAACCAGUUUGAGUUGUAUAAGCCAUCAAUAAUGGCGGCGACGGUGAAGAACGAUCUGAGUGCAACUCACUUUUCAAUGGGGCAUGAGAAACUGGACUACAAAACUUCAAAUUACAUCAAGCCCAUGUCUUCCGAACAGUUUGCGGCUUUUUCCAUAAAGCCUCCGCCUACUCACGAUCUUAAAAUGUCAAAUGUCGUAAUUUCAUAG
Plasmopara halstedii is the source of this 516-nucleotide messenger RNA. RefSeq lists its product as uncharacterized. NCBI's taxonomy places the organism in Eukaryota, Oomycota, Peronosporomycetes, Peronosporales, Peronosporaceae. The coding region runs from base 1 to 516 and encodes 171 amino acids. The record is from RefSeq and is a predicted model, not a curated record. The transcript is spliced from 4 exons.